AGGGGUAUUUGACCGGAGGGAACAUGUCAAAACAAGGCCCAUUGACCGAGCUCCCUGUAAAUGAGUGACGAAGACGUGCACAGAGUACCCUGGUAACUUGUGUUUCCUCGCUGUAAUGGCAUUGGUUGGCUCAACGAGGAAUCUUUAAGAGCCUGGGCUUCAUGGAGAUGGCUUGUUAUUUCGGUCAGACCCUGUGGGCUUAAUGCAUUGGAAAGAAACAGCAGACCAUGUAAACUCUCCCAGUUCAUGACUCAGUUGAAUGAAUGACUGUUGCUGAUGCAACUUGUGGCAGCCCAUAUCACGCGCUUCCUCAAAUUCCAUCUGAUAUUGAGACUUGAAUGUCGCCUCUCAUCACAGCCUCAGCAGCUUUCUCUAACUUAGGCCCUGGGCAGACACAGGGCAUCCUCCGGCAGCCCCAGCUCCAGGGGCUCCAGCGUGGGCGCAGAGGCCUCGGGGAGCCCUGGGGCCCCCAGCGGAUCCAGGACCGGGAUGAGCCGACGGGCCAGGCUGGAGGGUAUGUGGCUGGGUGGGGAGGAGCAGAAGGGCGGCUUCCUUCACAAGCCGUCUCAGGGGUGGCUGCACCCUGACAAGAAGAUCACCAGCACAGGGGCUACCUACAUUGUUAGGUACAUGGGCUGCAUUGAGGUCCAGAAGUCAAUGCGCUCCCUGGAUUUCAACACGCGGACUCAGGUGACCAGGGAGGCCAUCAACAGGUUGUGUGAAACGGUGCCGGGGGGCAAAGGUGCCUGGAAAAGGAAGAGCGCAAACAAGGCCCUGCAGUCCAUCAUGGGGAAAAGUAACCUGCGGUUUGCUGGCAUGAGCAUUGCCGUCAACAUCUCCAUAGAGGGCCUGAGCCUGGUCAUCCCAACCUCACGGCAGGUGAUUGCGCAUCACCCCAUGCAAUCCAUUUCCUUUGCUUCCGGAGGUGACACGGAUACACCAGAUUAUGUCGCUUAUGUGGCCAAAGACCCUGUCAAUCAAAGAGCAUGUCACAUUCUGGAGUGCUGUGAUGGACUGGCUCAGAGCGUCAUCAGCACCAUCGGCCAGGCCUUUGAGCUGCAGUUCAAACAGUACCUCCACAGCCCCCCCAAAGCCAUCCACACAGCAGAGAGAGUCAUCCGCACGGAGGAGUCUGCGUGGGGGGAAGACGAGGAGUCGUCGGAGCACGACUACUACAACAGCAUCCCCGGCAAGGAGCCGCCACUAGGGGGCGUGGUGGACUCCCGGCUACGCCACACCCCGAGCCACGUCCAGAACAGAACAUCACAGAUGGGCUCCCCGGGCAGGAGAGACACCGCCGUCGCCGCUGCCUCCUCCUGCUCCUCCUCCUCCACCACCUCCUCCCUCCCUGCAUCACAGAUCUGUAGUGAGCUGCACUGGGACACAGAGACCAACGGCGGCUCAGGGUUGACGUCAGACGGGUACCUGCGAGCUGAUGGCCACCCCCCUGGAAGUCGGGACUACGAGGAGCACCUGUAUGUCAACACCCAGAACCUGGACAACCUGGAGAACGCAGCCAAUGGUGGGAGAGGGGUCCGGGGACCAGAGAGCCCCAAGAAAGAUAUUUUUGAUAUGAGGCCGUUUGAGGACGCGCUGCGUCUGCACGAGGCGGCGGGCGUGUGCGUGCUGGAGGACUGCUGGCCGAGCCCGCCUCGUCGCCGCGCCCCCGUGGCCCCCACCGAGGAGCAGCUGCGCGGGGAGGCCUGGUACCACGGCCGCAUGAGCCGCCGCGACGCCGAGAGGCUGCUGGUGCGCGACGGCGACUUCCUGGUGCGCGACAGCGCCACCAACCCAGGCCAGUACGUGCUGACGGGCAUGCACUGCGGCCUGCCCAAGCACCUGCUGCUGGUUGACCCGGAGGGAGUGGUCCGCACCAAAGAUAUGCUGUUCGAGAGCAUCAGUCACCUGAUCAACUACCACCUCCGCAACGAGCUGCCCAUCGUGGCAGCCGAGAGCGAGCUGCACCUGCAGCAGGUGGUCUGUCGCAAGCUGUGACCACGCCACACCACACCCGUCUCACACAGGUGACAGACGUCCACCCCUCCCAGUGGCUGUGAGAAGCUCCUCAUCCUAAACAGACUCUUUGCCUACAAAGGCUUAACACACACACAUACACACACACAUACACACACACACACACACACACACACACACACACACACACACACACACACACACACACACACACACACACACACACACACACACACACACACACACAGAUACAGUACCUCCGCAUGGCCUCGCUAUAAGCUAACAAGUGCUGUGAUGACCCGUGGCCCCGUGUCUGCCACCCACAGAACAGUGAGACAAGAGGGGGCAGAUACAGUAGUACCCUUAAUCACACACACACACACACACACACACACACACACACACACACACACACACACACACACACACACACUCACACACACACACACACACACACACAGAUACUGUACAUACAUACACACACACACACACACACACACACACACACACACACACACACACACAUACACACAGAUAAAAUUGGCUGAAUAUCUGACUGAUACCUGGUUGCUACUAACUAACUCACUGAAGGAUCCUGCAAAGUGUGCACCUCUACUUUCAGACUGUUACCAGGUUACUUGGAAAUAUGAGGAAGUCUUUUUCUGGAAGUAUAAAGUCUGUUCCUAGAAAUUUCCAAAAUAAUUUCAUUCAUUUGUCAAGGCUUUCACCCAUGACCAGAGACAUUCCAUAGUGUAAUUAAAUCAUUUAGUCAAUGGUAACACAUGAUGGCUGUCAUGGUAGCUGCCUAGUGCCAUGAAAACCAACGGACUGAUUGACAAUGACAUCAAUCAGUGACCAGGAGACACAUUCUUGAUGUUAUUUUUUGCUGGAUGCACAGUACUUCUACAAAAAGUCUAUCCACGUUAAACCAUCUCAGGAUGCUGGCUUUAAGUUGGUUUGAGCCUCUUGGCUGGCUGAACAUGUUUAAUUUAUUACAGAGUGGGUACUUUUCUGUGAUAUUAGAUCAAAAACGAUAUUCUAUGUUAUUAAAUCCAUCCUGUGUUAUCGCUGAAUCACUUCUGAUAUUCUACGGCCUCAGGACCAGACAAUAGAGGAAGUCUUUCUAUCAUAAUUUAUGGUUCUCUCUCUAGAAGAACUUGUCGAUGUUCUGCUGCAGACGUUCUAGCUAGCAGAGAGUACAAUCAUGUAUGUAACCGAUUGGAAACAUCAGAAGGACACUACUGAUGUUUUCAUCUAGAAGUUCUAGCUCCCCCCACUUCCUGUUCACAUCCUUUUGUAAAGUUCAGCUCGUGGCGUCGGUACCCCAGAUGGCCCGGUUUUCCUGUCAGGGCAUCUUGUACUUGGUUUAACCCUUUCUUGGUACCUCAGCUAACCUAUUGCAAUGCCGUGGUUCAGACAGUAUGACACCACCCGCUUGUCUCUAACUACCAAUAAGUGCUAUACUCAGCCAUGCCCAGUGUUCCUAAUACAGCACAUGUAGACGGCUGUACAGACUCCUAUUGACUCACUCAAGUGUUAAAAUAGUCCAGUGCCUUAAGUAUACACAUAGGGUAUGUUUUUGCUGAACGUCAUGUUUUUUUGUUUGUCCAUCUGUGCUGCUCAUGAUGGUGAUGUGAAGGUUCGUUUAUUGGGUGAAUACACCGAUCGCGAGUAAAGGGAGCACUCAUCAGUCCUACUGAUAGUUGUUUAUUGUCUGCUGGACAAUGGCCACACUGUGACCAUGGAGAUUGAGUCCAUAUGGAUACACAAUCAGAACACAGUCACACACACACACACACACACACAGACACACACACACACAGAGAGAGAAAGACACACACACACACACACACACACACACACACACACACACACACACACACACACACACACACACACACACACACACACACACACACACACACACACACAGGAAGUGCACCACCAUUUUAUCACUCUUCCUUUGACUCCUUCCUUUGCUUUUCAGUGGAGCUGCAUUGCCUGUGGCAGCAUGUUCAACCGACCAGAGAAUGACUGAUAGGUUAUAGCCCUGUGUGAUUGAUCAGGUACGGCUGUGUGAGUGUGCAUGUGUGUCAUGUGAGAGAGGGAAGGGAGGGUUCUCUCUGCAACGUCAGCUUUCUUUUAGCCUAGCAUAGGGAUGAGAGAAAUGAUAUAAUUUAUAGUUGCUUCCUCAGGACUUUCUUGAAUCUGCUCCCCUUCCAACCUAAUGUCUUUUCAAUAAAAGGAUGAUAA
Molecule: messenger RNA, 4227 nt
Organism: Sardina pilchardus (European sardine)
Lineage: Eukaryota; Metazoa; Chordata; Actinopteri; Clupeiformes; Clupeidae
Gene: shc2
Product: SHC (Src homology 2 domain containing) transforming protein 2
Exons: 15
Coding region: 490-1995 (501 amino acids)
Biological process (GO): intracellular signal transduction; cell surface receptor protein tyrosine kinase signaling pathway
Cellular component (GO): plasma membrane
Molecular function (GO): receptor tyrosine kinase binding
Source: RefSeq, a predicted model, not a curated record